Molecule: messenger RNA, 932 nt
Organism: Ascoidea rubescens DSM 1968
Lineage: Eukaryota; Fungi; Ascomycota; Saccharomycetes; Ascoideales; Ascoideaceae
Gene: DCG1
Product: Dcg1p
Exons: 1
Coding region: 70-774 (234 amino acids)
Source: RefSeq, a predicted model, not a curated record
UACCAAAGCUCAACCACUAACACUUUCUAUCAACUGGCCUACAAACAGUCUCCCAUUUCUAUAUCAAAAAUGACUCGAAAGAUAUUGGUUGUUAAUCCCAAUUCUUCAGUCUCAAUGACUGACAACUUGGAGAAAAUAUUAGUCACCCCUCUAGGCUACAAGUUGGAUUAUUUUACUGCCCCACUGUCUGCUCCUCCAGAAAUAUCUGAUCCAAUCACUUCUGAAUUGAGUUGUCAAGUGUGUUUGCCGGUUCUAAUUCCUCUUAUUCCAAAAUAUGAUGGCUUCUUAAUUUGUUGUUAUUCUGACCAUCCAUUGAUAGCCAAAUUAAAAUCUGAGUUUUUGAAAAAUUCAGAUUAUUCCAAGAUCGUGCUUGGAAUAUUUCAAGCUUCAUUAUUGUUUGGAGUUGCCAAUUCUCCUAAAAGGUUUGGAAUUUUAACCUCAUCAAACUCAUGGGAAUUGAUUUUAGACAAUUCCACAAAGAAGUUCUUCGGUGAUGAAAACCAAUUUCCUCCUUUGUUUGUCGGUACAAUUGCUUCUAAUGUCAACGUUUUGGGCUUGAGUGAUGAAAAAAAUUUCCGUAAAAUUGUCAAAAAAUCAAACUACUUGAUAAAUGACAAAAAUGCUGAAAUUAUUCUAUUGGGCUGUGCAGGUUUAUCUGGUUUGGAGCACAAACUACAAAGUGCAGUCCAUAACAAAGCUCGAUUCAUUGACAGCGUUAAAAUCGGUUUGGAAUUUAUUACUAGUCUAAUAAAUUUUGAAUUAAAUUCAAGUUAAUUACUAUCUUUCAUUCUCUCCCCUUAAUCAUUUGAUUCAAAACAAAAAAAAUCUGUUGUAUCUAUUAAAUUUAUUAUAUAUAUUACAUAUUUCUUGAAAUUAAAAAAAAAAAAAUAAUUUUACAAAUUAUAUUGUAUCUAAUAUAAUUUCAUGCAGUG